Messenger RNA from Microstroma glucosiphilum, 1325 nucleotides. Its product is annotated as DnaJ-domain-containing protein. Gene Ontology annotation, cellular component: cytoplasm; nucleus; cytosol. Gene Ontology annotation, molecular function: Hsp70 protein binding. The transcript is spliced from 3 exons. Bases 48 to 1325 code for a protein of 425 amino acids. NCBI's taxonomy places the organism in Eukaryota, Fungi, Basidiomycota, Exobasidiomycetes, Microstromatales, Microstromataceae. Gene Ontology annotation, biological process: protein refolding. The record is from RefSeq and is a predicted model, not a curated record.
UGUUUCCGUCAUUCCCACUCUGAGCUUACAAAGUAAGUUCGACUACCAUGCCAGUCGACACAGCUCUGUACGAUCUCCUGGGAGUCUCUCCCGAGGCUACAGACGCCGAGCUCAAGAAGGCCUACAGGAAGCAAUCCCUAGCCAAUCACCCGGACAAGAAUCCCGGAGAUGAAGCUGCAUCGGCUCGCUUUCAAGAGAUUUCUUCCGCUUAUGAGACACUUGCAGAUCCAGACACAAGAGCUGCAUAUGAUAGAUAUGGAUCGGAGGGGAUGAGCGGUGGUCCCGGAGGUAUGGGGGGACCGGACAUGGAUGACAUCUUCGCUCAGAUGUUCGGCGGCGGCAUGGGAGGUAUGGGUGGCAUGCCAGGAAUGGGCGGCAGAGGUGGUCCCAGGCGGAAACCCAAGCGCGGGCAAGACUCGGUCAUCGACUAUGACGUCUCGCUACAAGACCUCUACCUGGGACGUACGGCCCACUUCAACCUUUCCAAGCAAGUCCUCUGCCCCACUUGCUCAGGUUCGGGUGCAAAGCAGGGUACCAAGGCAAAGCAGUGUGUCAAGUGUCAGGGUCAGGGGAGAUGUUUGCAGAUGAGAAGUAUGGGCAAUGGAAUGGUCGCCCAGAGCUACGCCACUUGUGACGAAUGUCAGGGAGAGGGAGAAAAGGUGCGGGACAAGGAUCGAUGCAAGCGGUGUAAGGGUGCAAAGACGGUCAAGGAUAAGAACAAGCUGGAGCUUAGAAUUGAGAGGGGUAUGACUGACGGACAGACCAUCGUCUUCAAGGGCGAGAAUGAUCAAGAACCUGGUGUCCCUCAAGCAGGAGACAUCAUCUUCAAGCUCGUCCUUCGCAAUGACAACACCAACUUCACCAUCAAAGGUCUCGACCUCAUGGCCACGGUCCACCUCACCUUGCGCGAAUCACUCAUGGGCUUCUCACGGACGGUCCUCGUGCAUCUGGACGGCCGGCAUCUCUCCGUGAACAAGUCACACGGAGAGGUGACAAGACCCGGAUCGCUGGAGAGGAUCAUCGGAGAGGGUAUGCCGAGGGAGAGGGACAUGGGCGAAAGGGGGGACCUGUACAUCAAAUGGGAAGUGGAUUUCCCUCAAGACGGGUGGCUCGAAGGCAGGGAUGACGCUAGCAGGUCACUCUCCUCAUUGCUUCCCCCGCCGAGAGCUUCGAUCCCGGAAGAAGACGAUACAGAAGUCACCGAGAGUCACACACAAGCUGCUCGGGAGGCAGAAUUUGGCAGGAAUCAGCCCAAGCAGACACAGCAAGAAGAUUUCUGGGAGGAUGAGACCGAGGCUCCUCAGGCAGGGUGUGCUCAGGCGUAG